Trachemys scripta elegans is the source of this 2907-nucleotide messenger RNA. It is a transcript of the gene PLA2G3, whose product is annotated as phospholipase A2 group III. Gene Ontology annotation, molecular function: A2-type glycerophospholipase activity. NCBI's taxonomy places the organism in Eukaryota, Metazoa, Chordata, Testudines, Emydidae. The transcript has 7 exons. The record is from RefSeq and is a predicted model, not a curated record. Gene Ontology annotation, biological process: phospholipid metabolic process; arachidonate secretion. The coding region runs from base 196 to 1965 and encodes 589 amino acids.
GCCCAACCCUCCCAUUGAUGGAGUCGCCGCGGAUCACCCCACGCGGCCGCCGCGCCGCCUUAAAGCCGGGCCGGGCGCAGGGCGCAGCUUCGUUCCUUCGCCGGCUGCGCGCCAUCGGCUCCGCGCCCCACUGUCUGCGCGCCCCACAGCCCCGCGGGGGGCGCCCCUGGGCUGGCCGGGCGCCGGCUGGGGACCAUGUGGCGGAUCCUCUGGGCGCUGCUCUCUCUCGCUGAGCCGGGGGCCGGCGGCUCCUUCAGCAGGAGCGACACCUUCUGCUACCUGGAGGCGGCGGGCACCGCGGGCACCAGGUACCUGAGCUUCCUCAGCCAGCGCUCCGGCGCCCUGGCCCUGGUCCAGAGCGCCUGGGGCGGGGAUGGGCACCUGCUGGCCUGCUCUAUCCAGGAAGAGGCCUGGCUCACGCACCUGUACCAGGAGUCCUGUGCCAAGAGCCCCCAGAGCAGCCUCUUUGCCAGCCCCUGGAGCCCGGCGCGCCAGCAAGCCCUGGACAGCCUGGCCCAACAGACGCACCUCUGCAGCGGGGCUGAGCCCUUGGGGGCUGGCAGGCCCCGUGUGAGGAGAGCGCCCGUGGGCAAGUGGGCAGGACUGGCCCUGGAGGAGCGUGGGCGCAGGAGGACCCGGCGGGGCUGGACGAUGCCAGGGACGCUGUGGUGUGGAGCUGGGGACUCUGCGGGGAACCUCAACGAGCUAGGAAUCUUCCAGGGCCCAGACUUGUGCUGCCGGGAACACGACCAAUGCUCAGAGCAACUCUCUGCCCUGGAGUACAACUACGGCAUCCGCAACUACCGCCUGCACACCGUCUCGCACUGCGACUGCGACACCAGGUUCAAGCAGUGCCUGCUGGAGCAGAACGACACCAUCUCCAACGUCGUCGGCAUCACCUUCUUCAACCUGCUGGAGGUCCCAUGCUUCGUGCUGGAGCAGAGCGAAGCAUGCGUGGACUGGCACUGGUGGGGAGGGUGUAAGCACUACGGUCUCGUAGCCCUGGCCCGGAUGGUGCAGCAAAGCCAGUACCACUACGGCCUGCCCCCGGGGGAGACGGCCAGCCCUGCCACGCGCCCCCCGGGCAAGGGCAAGAAGCACGCCAGGCGGGGCAGGAAGCACCAGAGGAAGAACUGGAAGACGCCUAGGCAGGACGCUGGGGCCCAGGGGUCCCAGAGCCCCAGAGAAGAUCAAAGACCUGUCACGCCCCCCCUGCCCAGGGGCCUGGGCACACUGCCCCCUGCCCCUGCUGAGGAUGGAGCCACCACUCCACACAGGCAUGUCCCAGACCUGGGGGGGCAGGAGCCACCACCCCUUACGAGGGCCUCCGAGCAGGGCCCCACGCCGGGGACUGAGCGCCCACCCCCUGGUGGGGCUGGAAUGGAGGGGGUAGGGCAGCCCCAGGACAGGGACUCAGCGCGCCCUGCCCAAAGGACUAACUCGCCGCCCACCCCAGCCUCGGAGCCACGCCGCACUCCCACGCCGCACCCGCCCGAGCUGAGCCGCCAGGCCCCAGCAAGGAGCUGCGGAUGCUACCGGCACCUUGACCAGUGUGAGCACAAGAUUGCGCCCCAUGAGGUCAAGUACCAGCUGCGCAACCCGGACUCCCGCACCCUGUUCCACUGCAACUGCACCCGCAGGCUGGCGCGGUUCCUGCGCAGGACGAAGGGUCCCAAUGAGGUGCUGUCCGACUUCAUCUCCACGGCCUGCUUCGUGCUGGAGCCGCCCAGGGGCUGCGCCGACGGGGAGCAGCAGCCCAACUGCAUCGGGUUGGGCCGGGCCGUCCUGACGCCUGCGCAGCACCUGAAGAACACGCUGGGGCGGUGGCAGGCGCGGCCCGCAGCUUCCGUCAAGGUCAAGCGGCAGGAGUGGGAGGCGCAGGGCAGCCCCCCCAGACUCUACGACAAGUGUCUCCAGCUGGCCAGGGCAGCCCGGAGGUCAGACCAUCACCCAGCACCCCACUGAGGCCAGGGCACAGCCUGGACGUGGGACCACGGAGCCAGCCUGUCUGCAGGGGGAACGUGGCGCUGACACUGUGGCCAGCCCUGCCCCUGCUCACCUCCGGCAGGGCUGGGAGACUGACAGUGCCACUGGGCAGCCUGUAGCCUCCAGCAUGGGCACUGCAGGGAGACAGGACCCUCCCAGCCUGGUCUGGGACAGGGGCUUGGUUGUCCCCUCCCUCUCCUUCACCUGCUGGUGCCGCUGCCCCCUGCCACACACUCCUGAGGGUGGGCUGGGCAGGGCCCUGGCCCGGGCAGGAGCUGUGGUGCACGUGUGGGGCCAGGCUAAGGCGUUGCCUCCCCUCCACAUUCCCUCCCCCGGGAGCACCCUGCCUGGGGGAGGGGCUCUGUCCUGCCCCAUGGGCACCCCCCAGGGCUGGGCCCCAGCUGGGUCCCUUGAACACGGGCCCUAGGGGAGAAGCUCCAGGCCAGGAGGCCACUUCCUGAAGCUCUGCCAUGGGGGGCAGCAGUGGCCCCUCUUCAGGACUGCAGCCCGGGGGGCUGAGACAGGGGAAACCAGCCCCACCCUGUGGGGAAUCCCAUGCUGGGGGGAGGGGCCGCUGCCACUAGCAGUGCCCCCACCUGAGCGGGGCAGGAGGGCUCAGCUGUACCUCCUCUAGGCUGGGGGGAGAAGGGGGGUGAGUCAAGACUGUGGGGUGCUGUUCCCAGCCUUGCUGUGUGAGCCUGUUACUGCCAGGGGUUGGGGGCAGAACUGGCCCAUGACAGCUGUAGGGACAACUUUUCUACAGAGCCUAUUUCUUUACAUCUUUUCCCCCUAAUGCUGCAGCCCUCCCCCUAGCGCUGCCCCUCUGGGGGCCGGGUAUGGGGCAAAGGGGGCCGUUCCGGCUGGGCCUGAAGCAGGCAUGGAGCUGUGGGCCAGGGCCAGGGGCCAUUGCUCUGUAAAUAA